AACAGCUAUGUGGGUUGCCAUCUUGGUGUUGGUGAGUGUUCUCGCACAGCAGAGCAGCGCCGAAGCAGUUUGCCGUCCAAGUGGCAGAUAUCUAACCGCUAACCCACGGGACUGCCGCUCGUACUACUACUGCUUCGAGGGCAAAUCGUACGACGGAAUCUGUUCACCAGGCCACCGGUUCGACGAGCGGCGCCAAUCAUGUCUACAGUCGACGGUAAACGAGUGCUCGUCGUGCCCAUCAUCCGGAACCAUCAACAUGCCCCAUCCAACGUCCUGCCAGAAGUUUGUCUUCUGCUUCCUGGGUGUUGCCAGCGAACGCGAAUGUCCGGCAGGGUUGCUGUUCAACAAGCAGCUUGGCCAGUGUGAUGUGAGCGCUAAUGUGGUUUGCUGA
Anopheles maculipalpis is the source of this 391-nucleotide messenger RNA. Its product is annotated as probable endochitinase. Gene Ontology annotation, cellular component: extracellular region. NCBI's taxonomy places the organism in Eukaryota, Metazoa, Arthropoda, Insecta, Diptera, Culicidae. The transcript has a single exon. Bases 8 to 391 code for a protein of 127 amino acids. The record is from RefSeq and is a predicted model, not a curated record. Gene Ontology annotation, molecular function: chitin binding.